ACGUGUACCAAGCUGCACUGACGAGGCGUUGACGCCGAAACAUGCAUGUCUGCAGAUUGUACUAUAUAUAUAUAUAUAUAUAUAUAUAUAUAUAUAUAUAUAUAUAUAUAUAUAUAUAUAUUUAGUUAAAGACUGGGCAGGUUUGAGCAAAACAAUCAAUAGAAGAGAGGAUCGGCGCCACAUAUUAAGUUUUGACACUAGGACAUGACAAUAAAAGGUCAACACUACUACGUAAUGGAUGUCGAUACUUUCACGUCACAUCAGGGGCAGACACCACAAAACAAGUGUUGCUAUCAGCUACAGUACAAGAAAUGUGACUGUGGCAAACAAAAUUAACGAUUAAUCUUAACGAUUAUCAAUUUUCAUUAUGCAAUCUUAACGAUGUAUAAUUUUUUCACGGUAUAAUUAAGUUAUUCAAAAUUGUAGCUAAUACAAAAGUGACAUACCUCUUGUAGUACACAGAUCCAUGAGAUAAAUGUCAUCAAUUGCAAUGUCUCCCUCAGAACCGUCACCGCGUACACCUUCGAUUACAUACUGCAAGUGAAAUAGAAAAUUUUGGUUGUUUCCGUUAGCCGGUAGCUAGGUCAUCUUCAUUAAUAGCACAGAGCGUUGAACCAGCAGGUAUGUCUAACUCGAUCGAUAUACCCAUCAUUUUAUGUCCGGGUGACGGAGAUGUGUGAAAUUUGGUUCAACAACGCGAGAUUAGGCUUUAACAAUGAACAAUGAAUUAUAUAACACCACGUUGUCAAUUACAACAUCUGAGAAUAAAGUAGGUGGUUCGUCUCAAUCGCUGGCUGCAAAACAAAGUCUGUUAAUAUAUACGUAGUGUAAUGUUGGCGUUCAACUACUUGAGCUUUAUAUAAGAAUACCGCACUACUGCCACUAUGGCAACAAAAGAAGAUAAAGAAUACGCACUAAAUUAAACCAAGCAAACACUGAACUAAAUAUUUCUGCAAUCGGCAACUGAGAGAAAUUGCAAACACCGUACCAUGUUCUCUAAUUCUUCGAUUCACAGCAUUGCGCCAUAUUUCAACGGUUUAUGUGACGAUGAUAUACAAAUUAAUAAUGGUUAUUGCACUUCGUGUCGUACAAUUUGGUCUCAAAUCGAACGAUUUGUACUAACACAUCUUUUUUUGUGCCCCCAAAUAACACACCUUAAAAUAACACACCUUUGAUGAAAGGUCUGCUUUUGUAACCCCCUCCAAAAAGAUGUGCUAAUUAAGCACGCCUUUGGAACAAACACACCUUUUUAACUUACACAUUUUUCAUAAAGGCACAGAAAUAUCCCGUGCAAGGAUCUCUAACCUAUAUUCCAAUCUACAGUAUUUAUUUAUUCAAAUACUGUAGAAUUAGCGCAGUAUUUUCUAUACAAAUUCGUAUAGUGAAAGAGCUACAAUUUCGUGUAAAAUCAUCACAAAAUUUAGCUGCUUGACGCGAUUUUUCAUUCGUAUGUUUCCAAGUCAGGUUCCUGUAUAUUACCAGUAUAUCGCGUUCUUAUUGUUGAAUCGCAAACGCGGUUAUCGAAUGUAUAGCCAGAUGUUAGGACCCAAACCUCUCGGCAGUGGCGUAAGUUUGGACCAGUUUGAACAUAUGCGUCUCAUUGAGUACUUGCGUGCAUGUUAAUGAUUAUGUGUUACUCCGUACUCCGAGUUAUUUUUGUGUUACAUUUUAUUCACUUUUAAAGGAGUAUUUUAAUAAAACUUUUACAAAACAUGUGUUCGUUAUUUUAUCUUUUUAAACAAGCGCUAUACUAUAUAACUGAGCCCGUUUGUACAACAUUACCGCUGACUACUCAGUCCCAGUCUCUAACGCUGUUUCUUAAUUGUUUUCUCACACGGCUACAUAUGAAGCUGCUUAAGUACGCGUAUAAAUUCAAACCACAAAGCAUUUUUAAGACAUAGCCUACACUCCCUACAGCUAGAAUAUAUAAUAUUUCCAAGACCAAGUAGAAUCUGACGAAUUAAUACGAGCUGCUUUAGUACGCGUAUAAAUACAGAGAUGCUGGAAUAUCGAUAAUUGCAGGGGCAGACAUUCAAAUAUUCGUGUUCACAGACUGUAAAAACAAUCGAUUUCAAAAGAAAUUAAUUGGGCAGAACACGAAUAUAUGAAUAUCUGCCCCUUCCAAUUAUCGAUUUAACACAAAUUUUUGCUAUUGGAUUUCAUAUUAAAUCUAUAAUACUGUCUAAUACUGCUAGGCACAUUUACCACAUUAUAUACACAGUAAUUAAAUUAAACUAAGAAACAGAACAAUUUAGUUCAGGGUGCCCCCCUGGAAGCCCGUUUGCCUGGGUCCUCCCGGCUCUUACCGGGUAGAGCUCAUAGGAGUUACGCCACUGCCUCUCGGUCAGGUCGGAUAAUUAAGCCGCGCGGGAGACUGGACUUAUAAACCUAAAACUUAGCCUGUUUCCUGCCGGAAAUGCGGGCUAACACGUUGUUGUUGCAAUUUUGCAUUUCUCGUAUUUCCUGUAUUGCUCGUAUUGCUUGUAAUUCUUGUAUUUCUCAUUGUAUUUCUCGCAUUUCAAGAUCGAACAUAAUAAAGUUGUGUUAAAUCAAAUAUUUACGGUCCUAGAUAAGAAUUUGGAUUAGCCUGUAAAAGCGUUGUAUUCUCGAUGGUAAACAAGAUUCGAUAAUGUAUUAAUGAUUUAAGACAUAUAACUGGAUUUACGUAUUUGAAUUAUGGCUGACCUACGAGAUUUAGUAUACAGAAGAUUAAAUAUGAACUUAAACUUCGAGGAUUAUCUACGAAAGGAAAAAGAGACAAUUUGGAACGAAAACUUGCCGCAGUUUUAGCAAAGGAAGCAGCUGAUGAGAAAACUGCAGAUGUCGAAGAAAUAAUAGCGACCGGAAGUGAAAAGGCGGUAUGCACUAAUAACCAUGUUUUAGACCUAAUUAGGAGAAAGGAAAAACUACUUAAACUUGACAUUGAAACUGUUAGUGAAUCAAUAAAUCAGCUAAAUAAGAGCCCAGAAAGAGACACUAUUAAAAUGGAAAACCGAUUGUCAAAAUUAAAUCAUUACAGAGAACAGUGUGUUGACAUUCGAGCUGAACUUAUUGCUUUUCUUUCUGAACAUGAAGUUGAGGAUGAGGCUAGAGCCUGGAUAAAUUAUUUAAAUUACGUGGAUGAGGUUAUAGACCUUGCACAGGCUUACUUAUCAAAAAACAAUGAAAGUAAUAAUUCAGCGACAUCCACAUCAGACAAUUUGUAAUUAAAUUUGAAGUUGCCUAAACUUGAGUUACCGAAAUUUUAUGGCGAUGCUAUGAAAUUUCAAAAUUUCUGGGAUCAGUUUGAAGCAGCAGUCCAUAAUAACGAGAGGCUCCCAGACGUACAAAAGUUUACAUACUUUCGCUCAGUUUUGGGAGGUGUUGCAUAUCAAACCAUAGAUACGUUUGAAGUUACUGGGGCAAAUUAUAACCAUGCUGUUGACACUCUUAAGCGUCGAUUUGGCAGAAAGCGACUUGUUAUUUCGUCAUUAGUUAAGUCAAUUAUAAUAUUUGAACCUAGAGCAGAUGCAGAGGCAGCAUCACUCCGUGAGUUACAUGACACUCUAAAGAAUAGAAUCAGAGCACUAGAAGGAUUGAGUGAAUGCCAAAAAUCAUGCCUGUAUACUCCUCCCAGUAUUCGAAAUGAAACUCCCUCCUGAGAUAUGUGAGAAAUGGGAAUUGGAGAUAUCUUAUAUGGAUGAUGAGAAAGUUGAUUUAGACCUGUUUUUGAAAUUCCUAAAUAAGCAGGUGGUACUACCUUUUGGGCUAUCAGUCUCCUCGAAAAUUUUUCAGAAAAGAGUUCACCAAGUCCUAGAUCGUCUAGACGGAAUUCUGGACAUUACUGACGAUAUUCUCGUCUAUGGAGUCGGGACAACAGAAGAAAAUGCCAAUGCCGAUCAUGACAAGAAAUGGAAGUGCCUGUUGGAGAGAUACAAGGAAAGCGGAGUUGCACUCAACUCAGACAAUCUAAAUUAA
Molecule: messenger RNA, 3957 nt
Organism: Paramuricea clavata
Lineage: Eukaryota; Metazoa; Cnidaria; Anthozoa; Malacalcyonacea; Plexauridae
Source: the annotation of a GenBank genome assembly